Molecule: messenger RNA, 735 nt
Organism: Parnassius apollo (apollo)
Lineage: Eukaryota; Metazoa; Arthropoda; Insecta; Lepidoptera; Papilionidae
Source: the annotation of a GenBank genome assembly
AUGCAUCGUCUUUUUGCUGAGCUGGAGCCAUCUUUAACCGUCACAGAGCAAAACCUGGCAGACCGAGUUCGGUAUAUCUUGCGCUCAAAUAUAUUUGAUGUCGCCGAACUCGGACGGCUACGACGUGAGGCUGUUCCCUCGUCGGAUGAGAAUGCUACGGCUGAGGAUGCGGCGCCACAAAUGGUAGAGCAACCCGCAAACGUUGAUGCCGCCGUGAAUACCCCAGUUGUGGUUGAUUCAAACGAUGAUGGAACAGUCGCCCAGGAACUGGAAUUAGAGCAUAUGAGGAGUACAUUGGAAGAGGCGAUUGUGGAAACGCGCAGUACGCCUCUCGAAAAUCGACCGCGACUUCCCCGCAUAGCCCUAAGCAAGCGGAAUCGGGCUGUCGUGAGGGCUUUGAACCCAAUGCUGGUGACCUAUUUGGAAGCCAGCCGGGACCUUUGCGAGACGGACUCAAUUCUUUUUGGCGCCGCGCUGGCAGUCUGCCGUAUCAUAGGCGCCAAGGUUUCCACGGCUGGACGCGCUACUGGCCAUAGUAGCGCUAUCCCAGCAUGGAGAAGAAGAAUUGAGGAACGUAUCGCAAAGGCUAGAGCUCUCAUCGGCAGACUGAUAUGCUUCAGAUCAGGCAACAACAGGCCAAGAAUUGUGCGCACCGUCAGGGAUGGCGUUUGCUGGGACAAAUGUCAGUUUGUCCCAGCCGGAUAUAACGCAAAAACUGACGGAGCGCAUAGAUGA